Molecule: messenger RNA, 663 nt
Organism: Nematostella vectensis (starlet sea anemone)
Lineage: Eukaryota; Metazoa; Cnidaria; Anthozoa; Actiniaria; Edwardsiidae
Exons: 4
Coding region: 96-608 (170 amino acids)
Biological process (GO): metal ion transport; cell communication
Cellular component (GO): membrane
Source: RefSeq, a predicted model, not a curated record
UCGAUGAACAAAUCAAAAUAAAAAAAAACAUAAAAGUCAUGCUUGAAAAUAGAGAGUCUUGUCAGUGAUCGAUACGCCUCGCCAGUCAGUAAGAGAUGGACGGACCGUGGAACAUGUCGUUUUUAGUGACGCUACUGGUUUGGGGGCGCUUUGCUACAGGUGUUGAUAUCGAAUGGGAAAAGAGCACAAUGAAUGUUAAUGAAGGAAAAUUUGAUGUCAUCACAAAAAUCAAGAGAUCGACAUCUUCCGGCCUUAAUAUUGUAACUGUUUCUCAUCUCGAUAUGACUGCAAAGAUUGGAGAAGACUACGGAAUACCACAAAAUGCAGAUGUUGUUUUUAAAGAUGGCGAGAGUGAGAAGGUUUUUCAUUUUUACAUAAAAAACGAUAAAGCCGUGGAAAACGACGAAGAUUUUCAACUAAAAAUCAGUUCGAACGACUCUGUUACCAUUGGACCUAUAGCAACGCUUCAGGUUACCAUCGCGUCAGAUGAUAACGCCACAUUUGAAGUUUAUAAGACAGGAUCUGUAUCAGAGGAUGGUACAAAAAUGUCGGUCACUGUUACCAAAACAGCUUGUGAGAAAUGUGAAGCUACCAUUCGCAUAAAGUAAGUACUCAAAUAAAAAUAUCAAGUUAUAACAAGUUGUUAGCACUUGGGCACCUUUU